Molecule: messenger RNA, 1287 nt
Organism: Dovyalis caffra
Lineage: Eukaryota; Viridiplantae; Streptophyta; Magnoliopsida; Malpighiales; Salicaceae
Source: the annotation of a GenBank genome assembly
AUGGAAACAAAAACAGUAAUAGCAGCAACAGCAUGUCAUGCUCAACUUCUUGGGUCUCUUAAACCUAAGCGUUUUGCUGUUUUUUCUAUCAAAAGAGACCCAAAAAAGCGAGCUUUAGCUCAGAAGAUGAUAUGGGAAUGGAAGAGGGAUCAGGGUGUUUGUGGAAAGGGAACUUAUGUGGAUUGUGCAUCGUUAAUACAGUCAUUGUGUAAGAAAAGAAGGGCUCAUCUAGUUGAGGAGCUUUUCCUAGAGUUGAAAAGUGAAGGAUUUUUACCAGACAACUCUACCCUUUCAUCUAUGAUGCUUUGUUAUGCUGAUAGUGGCCUUUUACCUCAAGCACAGGCAAUAUGGGAGGAGAUGUUGUAUAGUUCUUUUGUGCCUAGUGUUCGGGUUGUUUCAGAAUUAAUUGACAUUUAUGCAAGGAGUGGACUUUUUGACGAAGUAAUCAAAAUGCUUGAUCAGUUGAGUUCUUCAAGAACUUUUGACUUUUUACCUCAGGUUUACUCACUAGCUAUCUCUUGCUUUGGAAAGGGUGGUCAACUUGAGUUGAUGGAGCAUACGUUGAAGAAGAUGGUCUCGAGGGGUUUCCUGGUAGACUCUGCCACUGGGAAUGCAUUUGUUAUGUAUUAUAGUCGUCAUGGUUCUUUAGCAGAGAUGGAAGCUGCUUAUGACCGCCUUAAAAGGUCUAGACUCCUCAUAGAGAAAGAAGGAAUCAGAGCCAUGUCAUUUGCAUAUAUAAAGGAAAGAAAAUUUUACAGGCUAGGUGAGUUCCUAAGGGGCGUGGGCCUUGGUAGGAACAAUGUGGGAAAUCUUUUAUGGAACCUUCUUCUUCUAUCUUAUGCUGCUAACUUUAAGAUGAAGACUUUGCAGAGGGAAUUUCUGAAGAUGUUGGAAGCUGGUUUUCGUCCUGAUCUUACUACAUUUAAUGUAAGAGCUCUGGCUUUUUCAAAAAUGUCUUUGUUGUGGGAUCUCCAUCUUAGCCUUGAACAUAUGAGACAUGAUAAGAUUGCUCCUGAUCUUGUGACUUAUGGUUGUGUUGUUGAUGCAUACUUGGAUAGAAGAUUGGUUAGAAACUUGGAAUUUGCUUUCAGGAAGAUGCAGUUGGAUAACUCUCCAGUGUUAUCAACAGAUCCCUUUGUGUUUGAUGUUUUCGGGAAAGGGGAUUUCCAUUCAAGCUCAGAGGCAUUUAUGGAGUUUAAGAGGCAAAGGAAGUGGACUUACAGAGAGCUCAUUGGAAUAUAUCUCAGGAAACAGCAUAGAAGUAAACAUAUCUUUUGGAACUACUGA